UGUGUUUCACUGCAGCUCGGUCGGCCUGCAGACUGACUGACACCUCUGAUAUCUGAGAACGUUUCUGCUAGUUUUGUUGAAGGUUCUGAUGUGUCUAUGAAUCAGCUGUGACUCAUCAGCGUGUAUUUCUGUGUGUGUGUGUGUGGUCACAGUGGAGUCAGUGUCAUGGCGGUCAGCAUCAUGUCGGCUUGUUGUCGAGCGUCUCUUCUCCUUCUCUGCAUCCUUCAGGUGUUCGUCCAAGGAGAAGUGUUUCAGGCUCGGCAGGAUCAUCACGUGUUCCUGCGCUCCAAACGGGCCAACAUGUUCCUGGUGGAGGAGAUCCUGCAGGGGAACCUGGAGCGCGAGUGCUACGAGGAGCGGUGCAGCUACGAGGAGGCCCGCGAGUACUUUGAGGACACCGACAAGACGAUCGCAUUCUGGACCGUCUACUACGAUGGGGACCAGUGCGAGCCCAACCCCUGCCUUCAUGGAGCCAACUGCACCGACAAAGUGGGGGGGUUCCACUGCUCCUGCACCGACCCCCACCGUGGAAAAGUCUGUGAACUGGGAGCUGUGGAAGAGCUGGGAGAAGGAGGAUCCCCACCUUCUGCGUCCCAAACCUCCAGAGCAGAGUCCUCAGAGUGUCCGACUGAAGGUCCCACAGCCUGUCACCAGCUGUGCACGGCCGCCCACCACACCUUCACCUGCUCCUGCAUGUCGGGGUUCAAACUGCAGACAGACAGACGGAGCUGCCUGCCUGAAGUGGAGUAUCCCUGUGGAAGACUUCCUGACAAGUUCAACACGACUGCGUCUAUGUGUCGCCAUGGAAACUGUCCCUGGCAGGUGUCCCUGCUGAGCAGCAGAGGGGUGGAGCUGUGUGGAGGCGUCAUGCUGGGUCGAUUCUCCGUCCUGACGGCGGCCCGCUGCCUCUUCCUGCACUCAGAAUCAGAUCCCAGACCCUCCAGCUUCUAUGUGGUCCCUGGCAACGAGAAGACGCUCAUCCCUGUCCAGGCUCUGUACAUUCAUGACCGUUUCCGCACAGGUCACCAUGACAACAAUCUUGCCCUCCUCGAGCUGGCCCGCCCUCUGCCCUUUAGCUCCGCCCUCAUCCACCUCUGCCUGCCCACCAAGGACUUCAGUGAAAACAUCCUGAUGCAUUCUGGGAGGAUGGGAAUUGCCAAGAGACGGGGGAGCAGCCGCACUCAGAAACUGGUCUACAUGGCACUGGACGAGUGCCGCAGUCAGCUCAACAUCUCACAUCCACUCAGUAACAAAAUGUUCUGCAUGAGGAGGCAGAGUGGACCUUCAGGGAGCCAAAACGGAUUCCAAGAGAGGCCAACUGAACAUACAGCGGACCUGAACCAGCACCAGAACCAGUUCCAAAACAAUCGAAAUGGAACAGGAAACAGUGGCAGUUCAAAGACACAAAAUCAUGAGUCGCCAGCAGCUGGCGGCGGUCCGAGGUCAGAGACCAGAGGUAGGAAAUGUGGCGGUCUGUUGCCAGGGACGCCGGUCGCCACAGUGGAUCGGGGGACGGUGUUCCUGACCGGGCUGCUGAUGUCAUCAUCUACAGAAUGCGAUGGUCUGGUGUUCACCAAACUUUCCCGCUACCUGAGCUGGAUCAAACCGAGGCUGGAGGUUGCCGAGGAUCACAUGACUCCCCAAGUCAGCCAGUACCCUGAGAGUCGCUAACGAGCCGGCCAACGCCGCCAUCUUUCAAACUGUUUUCCCUUCAUCAAAUUUCUUGUUAACUUAAAGUGUCCGGAGUGGACCAAACUCGUGGUUUCAUGUGUUUGAGCUCCUAAACAUUUUCCAAAUCACAGCAGCUGUUUAGAUCAGGGCUGCCCUGCACCCCUAUGUACCGUCAUGUACUUGUGGUUCAGGCUGUGGACCCAGCAGAACCAGUCUGUCACUGAGGUUCAGGUGCAAACAAAAACAUGUGUGCAAAAAGUAAAACUAAAAAGAUCGACAAUGUGAAUUCAACUCUGUCACGUGAAACAAAUGCUGAAUUAUGAAAAGUGAUUAUGAGUAAAUGGACCAACUGCCUAAAAUAAAGACUUCAGUACCCACAA
Scatophagus argus is the source of this 2051-nucleotide messenger RNA. It is a transcript of the gene prozb, whose product is annotated as protein Z, vitamin K-dependent plasma glycoprotein b. Gene Ontology annotation, molecular function: calcium ion binding; serine-type endopeptidase activity. Gene Ontology annotation, biological process: blood coagulation; proteolysis. Lineage: Eukaryota; Metazoa; Chordata; Actinopteri; Scatophagidae. The record is from RefSeq and is a predicted model, not a curated record. The transcript is spliced from 8 exons. The coding region runs from base 166 to 1671 and encodes 501 amino acids. Gene Ontology annotation, cellular component: extracellular region.